Molecule: messenger RNA, 3852 nt
Organism: Hippopotamus amphibius kiboko
Lineage: Eukaryota; Metazoa; Chordata; Mammalia; Artiodactyla; Hippopotamidae
Gene: DISC1
Product: DISC1 scaffold protein
Exons: 14
Coding region: 8-2566 (852 amino acids)
Biological process (GO): cilium assembly; neuron migration
Cellular component (GO): centrosome; microtubule; intermediate filament cytoskeleton
Source: RefSeq, a predicted model, not a curated record
GGGGCGCAUGCUGGGCGGCGGUCCCCAAGGCGCCCCGUCCGGUGGCGGCGGAGGCCACCGUGCAGGCAGCCUGGAUGGCUUGUCACCUGCAGCAUCUUUUCGGAGGAGGAGGCUGGCACGGAGGCCGGGCUACAUGAGAAGCGCAGCUGGGCCCCGGAUCGGGUUCCUGUCCCCGCCCGUGGGUGCUCCGCUCUGCGCCCAGGGAGGGGUGUGUGGUGAGGAGUCCCACCACCCUGAGUCCAGGGCUGAACCAUGUGGCCUUGACCCUGGAGGCAAGUGGCGAGGUCCCUCGGUUGGGAGUCCUGUUCCCAGGAGCACAGCAGCCUCGGCUCUGACCUCUGUGGGUCACCGAGGCCUGGCUCUGGCGGCCGCGAGAGGAAGCCCAGGGCUCUUUGGGACUCAGCCCAGAGCUGGUACCACCCCGCCCAACAGGCUCCCCAGGUCGCGUGACCCCAGGGACGCCAGGAGUCAGGGGGAGCUGCCGUCCAUGGACAGCCGUGAGGCCCUGAGCCCUCGCCGGGAAGCAGGCUGGACCAAAGGCUGUCUGUCCCCGGAGGAGGUGAGUGGCACCAGCUGCGGCCUCGGAAGUGGCCCCAAGGCCCCCUCCGCCCCUGCCGGCUCUCAGGAUGUCUUUACCUCCAGCUUUAGUUUCAUUCGCCUCUCCCUGGACUCUGCUGGAGAACGGGGAGAAGCAGAAGGCUGCCCGCCAUCCAGAGAGGCCGAGGCCCCUCGUCAGAGCCCUGAGGAGACGGAGGCCAAGGCUGCCAGCUUGGACGGGCCCCACGAGCACCCUCGGCCCCUCUCUCCACCCUUCACUCUCAAGGCUCCUCAGGGACUGGCAGACGCUGCCCAGACCUCGGGGGGCAGCCCCAGGCCAGAGUGCGAGACGCUUCCUUUGUUGGACACGGAUGCUGCCUCCGCCUGCUCCCCGAAUCCCUCGUGGUUUGAGGGCAGCAGCUCCGGGGAUGCUCACCGUUGGGACCCUCUGCUCAGCAAAUGUGAACCGGCGCUGCUGCACUGCCUGCAGGGCCAGCGGAGGUGGCUGGAGGUAAAAUCCUUAAGAUUAAAGCUUCAGAAACUUCAAGAAAAAGCACUUGAGGAAGAUGAUUAUGAUAAGGCUGAGAUGAUCCAACAAAGAUUAGAAGCCCUGGAGAAAGAGAGAAGUGGCCUGCACUUCCAGCUCCCUUCGCGGCAGCCGGCCCUUAGCGGCCUCCUGGGCCACCUGGGGGCACAGGCCCAGGCCACCCUGCGCCGGGCGGCCCAGCGAGCGGGCGGUGACGACACCCAAACCUGGCUCCGAGUGGAGCCGAAGAUGUUGGAACCCACUGCUCAGGACAGCCUGUGCGUGUCCAUCACCAGGCGAGACUGGCUUCUCCAAGAAAAGCAGCAGUUACAGAAAGAAAUCGAAGCCCUCCAAGCCAGGAUGUCUGUGCUGGAAGCAAAAGAUCAACAGCUGAGAAGGGAAAUAGAAGAGCAGGAGCAGCUCCUCCCGUGGCAGGGCUGUGACCUCGUAGGCGGGCUGUCCCUGGGCGAGCUGCAGGAGGUCAGCAAGACCUUGCAGGACACCCUGACCUUGGCCAAGCAGAUCCCUCUCUGCACAGAGCCACCUGAGGCCAUCAGGAGCCUCCAGGAAAGAAUAAAAUCCCUCAGCUUGUCACUUAAAGAGAUCACUGCUAAGGUGUGUAUGAGUGAAAGGUUCUGCAGCGCCCUGAGGAAGAAGGUUAACGAUAUUGAAACCCAACUGCCGGCACUGCUUGAAGCCAAAAUGCUUGCCGUCUCAGGAAACCACUUCUGUACAGCCAAGGAGCUCACGGAGGAGAUCAGAUCAUUAACAUCAGAGAGGGAAGGACUGGAGGGACUUCUCCACAAGCUCUUGGUGCUGAGUUCCAGGAAUGUCCAGAAGUUGGGAAGUGUUAAAGAAGAUUACAGCAGACUCAGGAGAGAGCUGGACCAGGGGAAAACUGCCUAUGAAACCAGUGUGAAGGUGAAUACGAUGAAGUACAUGGAAAUACUUGAGGAUAAACUGCACAGCUGCAAGUUCCCACUGCUUGGAAAAGUGUGGGAAGCUGACUUGGAAGCUUGUCGGUUGCUUAUCCAGAGCCUGCAGCUCCAGGACGCCAGGGGCAGCCUGUUCACAGAAGAUGAGAGACAGAUGGAUGACUUAGGGGGAGGUGCUUGUACAACCACUCUGGCCAUCCCCCCGAGGCCCCAUUCUGAAGAUGAGAGGAAGACCCCUUUGCAAGCAUUUGAAGAAUGGAAGGUGCUCCUGACCCCCUCUCCUCACUGUGCUGGCAGUGAACAGAAAGAGGAAUCUUACAUCCUUUCGACAGAACUUGGAGAAAAAUGUGAAGCUAUUGGCAAGAAGUUAUUGUACUUAGAAGAUCAACUGCACACUGCAAUCCACAGUCAUGAUGAAGAGCUCAUUCAGUCUCUCAAGAGGGAGCUCCAGAUGGUGAAGGAAACUCUGCAGGCCAUGAUCCUGCAGCUCCAGCCAGCGAAGGAGGUGGGAGAGAGGGAGGCUGCAGCUUCCUGUGUGACAGCUGGUGUCCAGGAAGCACCGGCCUGAGGCGUGACGGGAUGAGGGAAGGAGGUGAUGCUCCUGCCUUCAUUCGGAUCCACGGACACAAGACAAGCUUUGUCGUUUCCUGAAGUCACGCUGCCAUUUCCUUCCAUGCUGUGCGAUGCUUCCAUCAGGAGACGGCCCUGCUUAAGCCAGCAAGUGGCCAGGGUCCAGGGAACAAAGCAAAAGCACCACGUGUGAAUUUUCUGAUUGUCUUUCCUACAAUUUUCUCUUGAGCAUUUAAAAAUAUUUACUAUACAUAUUUUAAUAAGUAUAAUUAGUUUGUUCUAGGAAUGCUUGGUUUUGCAGUGAGGGAGCAAAUUCCUGAGUUAUUUACCACCAUGUCUAAAAAAAUAUUCUGUGCUAGUCGCAUGGCACAUGGAAUUCUUGAAUCCUUUAGUUCAUUCCAGUGAAGCAAAAUUUGGAAAGAGGUAGAAUUGUCUCUAAUGAAUCCCUACGUUGAGAAGUAUCAUUUUUAAAAAGCCCCGCAAGACAUCUUAACAGUCACUAACCCAAGUGUUUUGUAUUACUCAGACACCAUCAUGAAUAAUUCUGCAAGGUUAUGAUGUAUUUGAAAAUUCUGGAAGCUAAUGACUGUCUGCAUGUGCCCCAAAUAAGGGUUCUCUGGUGCUGCCGGUGGGCAGCGUGUCAAUUUCCUUGCUGAGAUGCCUGAUCAAGGCAGAUGAAUGAUGUUUUAACCACACGCUGCAGCUCAUCUGCCGUCUGUGCUCAGGUCAGAGGCAGUCAGGAAGCCUGCACAAGGCCAGGGUGUUUCCUCUGACCUCAUGACCUUCUCAGGACAAGCCUCUCUUCAGCCACUGUGACCCCAGAAGACCCAGGACUGUGUAUCCCAAACCAUAAUAUAGGGCAGUUUCUGUCAGGGCAAACUAAGAUGAGAUUAGGGCUUGAAUUUAAAAGCCACAAAACAAUAGCAAUAAAAAUCUAAGCUUUCAUGGAGGCAGUCAAGACCAGAAGCACAAGUGCAGUAGAAAAUGAUGACUUUGGAUCUGAUUUCCCUGUGGCACUGUGCGAGAGAAUCAAUGAUAUAUUACACGGUUCUCUGUGCAGAGAUGCUGGCAUCCUAACGCUGCCCAUUUAUCUUCUACCAGCCUGAGCUAUGGCAUGUUCUCAGUCAGUGACAUUCCCGGUUCCUUUCAACUUCGUGAAGUUUCAACAUCAAAAUGAUCUUCCUCAAAUCAGAUGAGCAUGUAAUGUUAGGAACUUCUCUUCCUGUGCAGUAAGGCUGGUUUCCCCACCCCAGGAGCACAGAAAGCCUCGCAUGAGUGUGCUAG